CCGUUCGAUGAUUGAUGGAGAUGGUCGGCUCUGGUACUCGACUGCUGAGUUCGGACGCUGCCCCUGCUUCAUACUUGGCUCGCAGCUAAACCAGUAUGAUGGGACGCCAACGCAGCCGCAGUGAUGUUGCCUCAACGUCGCACAAGAUCGACCGGUUCAGCGAUGCUCUGCGUAAGAUCUCGACCAUUGGUUCCACUAAAGGUGACACGCUUUUGAAGCCUGGCGACGAUUUUGAGUUCGCAGAGUCGCCCGAUCGGGCCUCGUCUCGCAACUCUAGCUCCGUAUUCGCCUUCAACGACUCGGAGAUUAACCUUCGGCAAAUCCAACAGUCAACACAACGGGUCCGCUCAACGCUUUCUAACAAGGACGCCGAUGCUGCUUUCAAGGAUUAUUCCAAGGUCAAAGAUCACGCGACGUUAUGUCAUUCAUUAUUGCGCAUCUCAACAUACACACCGCUAGAAAAUGGGCAGACCAACACGCUUAGCACAGAAGGCAGAGGGAUAUCGCGGGGAUCUUCCCUCGACGUACCUUACAGUCCAGCGACCAUGGAUACUCGAUCUUCGCCUAGUGGGAAGAGCCUUUCAGAAGUAACAACAGGGCAAAGUUACGGGCAACAUACCGGUCCAACUCGCGAAAACUGUCUAUCGGCCGUCCGUGACUGGAAACAGUGUAUCGAAUCAUUGCUACAAGCCCUCGAGCUCACGCUCUCUGAAACCUACAAGAGCUACGAACCAGAUGCCACGCCGAGCAUGGUGAAGUCCCUGUUUCAGGACAGAGACUUCCAUGCGGCUGCUAUCCAACAGAUGAGAAAGACCAGCAUCGACAAGACUUUCUCAGCAAGCCCUGACCUCGUUGCCAUCACUCGCAUCCUGCAGCUAGGGGAGUCAGGCGUCUCUGAUGAAAGGCCUGUGAACGAGCACAAUGUGUCGCCCCGAGGCGAUGCCAUUCUCGAGUUUGCGAAUCGUGGAGCCGAGUCCAUGCCAGUUCUGAGAUUCCGGGUGUCUUCAUUCCUACUCGCAGAAACCUCGCCUAUAUUUGAGAGAAUUUUCACCGAGCAUGCCCAAGCGGAGAUUCAUGACGACGAAGACAUGACUGAUAAGCUGGCACCCCCUCCAGCGCCGUUCAUCUGCGACGACGGGACCGAGGCGAGAUUGUAUCGCAUGCCGCAGCUCGAGCACGACUCAGAACAGGCUCUCACCAUUCUUCUCCACGCGGCGCAUAUGCACAACGACAAAGUUCCGCGGGAAACAUCUUUCAAGCAAUUCGUUGCCAUCGCCGAGGUGUGUCUACGGUAUCGGUGCACCUCACCCUUAGAGCUGGUUGUCGAGCACCGAUGGUUGCCUCAAUGGAUCCACAAAGGUAGUGAAGACAUGCCUGGAGGAAUGCUCCUCAUCAGCUACACCUUUGGGCUUCGGCAAUUGUUCAUGCGCAUUUCGAAGACUGCCGUUCUCAACCUUAUCGAUGAGGAAGAACUACAGAGCUUGCCGUGGCCGCAAAAGAUCAAAGACAAGAUUUGGUAUUUGAGGGUAGCCAAAAUGGCUCAAGUGCAUGCGUGUUGUGUGAAUAUGAUACAGGAAUAUCUACGACGCCCGCCGUCCAAAGCCGUUAAGCAAGGCGACGCACCAAACCUGUCGAAUGGACUCAGCCUACCGCAGGUUAGAACCCGUUCUCCUAGCCCGGGAUCGUCUGCGCAUACAUCGACUCCCAUCGAUCCGUUGGUGUUCAGUCGCAGUCCCAGGUGUCCUAAAGGAAGCCAUUGGUGCGAUGCAACGAACCUCGGCUGGCUCAUGCUCGUCUACGGGGAGUUGCAGCUUCUGUCUACAAUCAUCAAACCAUUUGUGCUCGGUACUCUGGAUAAUCUCCAACAGACGCCUCGUAGGAGUCUAGCUCAGCUCGUUGACCUGCUCCGGACGAUCGCCAGUCCUCCGCAGGUACUGCAUAAAGGCGGGAUUUGCGAUCCGACACCGCAGUUCCGCGCGGCAAUCAACGACAUCUAUAAUAGCGUCUCGGGUUUGACAUUGCACGACAUCAGCAGACGCCCUCAUGGUUGGGCUCUGUCUCGGCAUCGGUCAAGGCAGCCGCAGGCCGUUCUGCAAGGACGACCCAAACACCCCGACAAGGUACAGGACGCGAAAGACUUUUUGACAGAAGAAUUACGAUUGAGAAUACUACGCAGUAUCGACAGCGUAGACGACCUAUGCGCCGCAGCGAUGGUUAACCGAGGCUUUUAUCAGACGUUCCAGGAGAACGAGCUUCUUCUCAUGCGAAGGUUUAUAAAAGCUCAUCGACGGAUGACUUUGGCGAAACUGACUUCUCUCGCUGGGGUUUCUCUGAGUGGAGAUAAAGUGCCAAAGGAGAAGGCGGAUGCGCUUAAGGCGAAAGCGGAAGCCAUGCGAGAUGCCGAGGAGAGUUUUAACAUUCCCGAGGAAGAUGACGAUGUUGAAGGCUCGGGGAUGCCAGCGGUACAAGGUGCCUCUCUGUUAGAAGCGCCCUUGUUGGUACGCUCUUACGAAGGCGCGCCCGGUUCUGACACUCCAUCGCCACCAGUUUUGAGCGACGAAGAAGCGCAGCGGAUCCUCUGGCCGGCAUCAUCUCUUUCGCCACAAGACCGGUCUCCACAUACCUCAGUGGCCAAGAUCACGACGAAGUCAGGUAUUAUGCGAGAAAAGUUCCGUACCAGCGACCCUGCCUUUGUGGAGGAGAAGAUGCUGUCGGGCAACGAGAAUAAACAAUUGAGGGAGGAGAGGGACAGGAGGAUUGGACUUGUGCGGGAUGAUGAUGAAUGAAGCGCGAAGGGAGCUUGGUGGUAGUAAUCGUGGGUGCUCUUGGAUUUUACGGCAUUGAGCGAGGCGUUUCGGGCGGGCUUUGAGAUAUUGCGUGUUCAUGACUCUUUCUAGACUUGGACAUCUGCGUCAACAAACCUGGUUCGGCCAACAUUUUGGUGGGUAUCAUCGGAAACGUGGCCGACUGUAUGUGUAGGUCGCAACCAUGGAUGGCUCUUUUCGUUGUGUUCGGAUCAUAGUAAGGGACUUGCAUGGUGUGUGAAUGGAUUCCCAACUCGUUGAUGUGGAGCUCCACCGCAAGGCAUCUUAGGCAUUUUAGUUGGCCUUUUGCACAUGAAGAUUGUGGCGGACAUAGCUCAGUUGGGAGAGCGUCAGACUGAAGUCAACUUCAAUCACUUAAUCUGAAGGUCGU
Molecule: messenger RNA, 3195 nt
Organism: Colletotrichum navitas
Lineage: Eukaryota; Fungi; Ascomycota; Sordariomycetes; Glomerellales; Glomerellaceae
Exons: 3
Coding region: 96-2786 (896 amino acids)
Source: RefSeq, a predicted model, not a curated record